GAAGCAUAGGCUCAGCGAGUUAGAAGAAGAAUAACCAACGAAUCAAUAAAGAAUUCAAAGAUGAGUUCCUUUCCUUCUUCCUCCUAUUGGAUCUUUUAAUUGGAGUCGGUUUUGGGAGCAUGGGAAGGCUAAGAUGGCAGGGGAAUUGGAUUCCAAAGCGCUGCUUGUGAGAGAUAUUUGCGCCAUAUCAUCUGUAUUCACUUCUUGCACUCAUCGUCGCCGAUCACCCCGGAAGCCGGCCUUCAUUGAUUGGUACCUCAUUCUUGGAGUUGAUGAAGAUUCAGAGGUGGAUGCAAUCCGGAGGCGAUACCGCCAACUGGCAUUACAGCUUCAUCCGGACAAGAACAAGCACCCCAAGGCUGAAAUUGCAUUCAAACUUGUCUCAGAGGCAUAUGCAUGCCUCUCAGACAAAAUUAGAAGAAGACACUUCAACUCUGAUAGAAGGGACAGCUACUGCAAGGAAUGCCACCAGAAGUCAGGCAUUAAUGGCACGGAGGAACGGAAUGGUCACGACGAUCGAAGAAGAAUGAAGUCAAAGAGGAUCCUACAGGCCCUGAAGGAAGUCCAGAACAGAUUCAAACAGGAAUGCAGAGUGAUUGAGAGCUGCUUACGAGCCAAUGCAGCUUUCCAAAGAGAUUUUCCCCUCUUCGAUCCUUCUGACUACCUGCUAUUCCCAGAAUAUCCACACCACAGGGAUCAGGUAAUCAAAAAUCCACAGGAUACUCGGUAUAACCACGCCAGCGAAAUUCAGAACAACAACAGAAGAGGAGGUAGAUGCGAGUCACCUGUCUACCAGGCAAGACCAGAAAAUAGACCAAACAGAACGAAGAAUUCCAGUUUCAGAUAUUGAAUUGUCACUGUAUUUUUUUUUUUUUCCAUUGCUAUUCAAUGCAGCACUGCUCCAUUUCAACAA
Messenger RNA from Phoenix dactylifera (date palm), 913 nucleotides. Its product is annotated as Chaperone DnaJ-domain superfamily protein. The record is from RefSeq and is a predicted model, not a curated record. NCBI's taxonomy places the organism in Eukaryota, Viridiplantae, Streptophyta, Magnoliopsida, Arecales, Arecaceae.